Molecule: messenger RNA, 612 nt
Organism: Thermothielavioides terrestris NRRL 8126
Lineage: Eukaryota; Fungi; Ascomycota; Sordariomycetes; Sordariales; Chaetomiaceae
Exons: 3
Coding region: 1-612 (203 amino acids)
Cellular component (GO): mitochondrial outer membrane
Source: RefSeq, a predicted model, not a curated record
AUGACGACUUACAUACCCUCGCUCACCCUCCCAGAUGCCGUCUUCAACAGCCUGCCGGCCUCGGUGCUGCUGCCGGUGGCCUUGGGGACGGCAGUAGGCUUCAGCACGAGACCCGACAGCAGCCACCGCGAAUCCCUCACGCUCAAGCAGCCCCCCUUCCGCCCACCCGCCAGCGUCUUCCCGCCCGUGUGGACCGCCCUGUACGGGAUCAUGGGCUACGCGGCGCACCGCGCCGUGCACCUGGGCACCUCGGCCCUCAACACGACCGAAACCAUCUCAGCCGCCCGCCACGGCGCGACGCUCUACACGAUCCAGCUCGGCCUCAACCUGGCCUGGAUGCCGCUCUUCUACGGGCUCAACCGGCCGGCGCUGGCGACGGCCGACGCGGCGGCGCUGCUGGGCCUCAACGCCUACCUGGCCUGGCUGUGGGGCUCGUGGGUCGACGGCGCCGCCGGCUGGCUGCUGGCGCCGUACGUGGCCUGGCUCGGGUUCGCGACCUACCUGUCGGCGGCGACGGGCCAUCUGAACGGCUGGGACCUGAGUCCCAUGCUUGGCCCGGGUGGUGGGGGUGCUGGUGGUGGUGGUGAGGCGGAGGGGAAGAAGAAGGCUUGA